AUGGAUCUUGACUUAGCUUUGCUGAAUGAUAAAUCCGCUGCCGUUACUGAUAAUGAUUCGAGUUGUGCGGAUGAACAGAAAGUGCCAGGGAAACCAAAAUUUGUGGAAGAACGUUUUCGUUCUGCAGCUAAGUCUCUCACUGGUACACUAGUGGCUGAACUCACGACCAUGAAUUUUGAUGGGUCGCCCAUAUAUUCUGAACUUGAAGUGAAGGCCAACAAGUUCAAGAAGAAGAAAGCACAUGCUAAAGCUCUACAGGAUGCUAGGAAGGAACAUAAGGCAGAUACGUGUCGCUUCUGUAACAAGGAAGGACACUAUCAGAAAAAUUGCCUGAAACAUAAAGCUUGGUUCGAAAAGAAAGGUACUAUUAGUGCUUUUGGAUUCCUUACGAUCCAAAUUACGAAUCCAAAUAAGGAUUUCUUGUUCAUGGGAAAUCGUAUGGAAGCUCCAAUUGAAGGUUAUGGAUACAUCUAUUUACUGAAAUCUCAAGCAACAGCUGCUCUCAAAGUGUUUGUUAAUGAAGUUGAAAGGCAAUUAGAUAUAAAGGUGAAAAUUAUUAGGUCAGAUAGAGGUGGUGAAUAUUAUGAAAAAUAUAAUGAAUCGGGACAAUGUCUAGGUCCAUUUCCAAAGUUCCUCGAGGAACGUAGCAUAUGUGCACAGUAUACUACACCAAGAACACCUCAACAAAAUAGUGUUGCAGAAAGGCGUAAUCGAACACUUAUGGAUAUGGUUAGGAGCAUGAAAGGUGCUAAGAAAGUCUUGAGGUACCUGAAAGAAACGAAGGAUUUCAUGCUCAUGUACAGGAGAUCCAAACAUUUGGAAGUUGUUGGAUACUCGGAUUCAAAUUUCGUUGGAUGUAUUGGCACUAAAAAGUCCACAUUUGGUUAUUUGUUCCAAUUAGCUGAAGGAGCAAUAUCGUGGAAGAGUGCCAAACAGUCUGUCAUUGCUACAUCCACGACGGAAGCAGAAUUUGUGGCAUGUUUUGAAGCCACAAUUCAUGCAUUAUGGCUGCGAAACUUUAUUUCAUGA
Messenger RNA from Nicotiana attenuata, 1029 nucleotides. RefSeq lists its product as uncharacterized. Bases 1 to 1029 code for a protein of 342 amino acids. Gene Ontology annotation, biological process: DNA integration. NCBI's taxonomy places the organism in Eukaryota, Viridiplantae, Streptophyta, Magnoliopsida, Solanales, Solanaceae. Gene Ontology annotation, molecular function: nucleic acid binding; zinc ion binding. The transcript is spliced from 6 exons. The record is from RefSeq and is a predicted model, not a curated record.